This is a messenger RNA of Aspergillus ochraceoroseus IBT 24754, 1955 nucleotides long. RefSeq lists its product as uncharacterized. Lineage: Eukaryota; Fungi; Ascomycota; Eurotiomycetes; Eurotiales; Aspergillaceae. The record is from RefSeq and is a predicted model, not a curated record. The coding region runs from base 180 to 1472 and encodes 430 amino acids. The transcript has 4 exons.
CUCCACUGGCUUCUACACACAAACACACACACACACACACACACACACAUCAAUCUUACUUUCGUAGCAGAAGCUUUUCUUCUUCUUUUUUCAUCCUUCCUCGUUUUAUCUUCUCUCUUGUCUUGUCAUCCUCCUUUAUUCUCAAUCCUCCACACUCUGACUAUCACAUUCAGAUCAUCAUGGCUGCCGCUCCUGUGAACACCGCUCCUGCACAGUCCCCUUCCCAAUCAGAGAACGUUCCUCAUAUCAAUGGAGCUUCUUCCUCUUCCUCUUCUCCCUCAGAAUCUAUUGACUUCCCACACUACAAAGAACUUCAGAGGAACUUGCGCAAUGCUGUAAAGAAGCUGAAUGCGACCGCCAAAGUUGACUCCAUCAUUGCUGAAAACCCCGGGAAAUCGCUAGACGAUUUGGUUGCCGAGAAGAAGAUCAACAACGAUCAAAAGGCUCAGGCGCUGAAGAAACCCUCUCUCCAGGCCUCUGUCACCCAGAUCGAGGAACAGAUCGCCCACUAUAAGGAAUUUGCUGCCUAUUACGAACAGCGUCUGGUUUCCCAGAAGGCGGAGCUGGAGAAGGCACACAAGGAGGAAGUGGAAUCCCUCCAGGAAAAGGCUUCUGUUGCAGCUAGCGAAACCGGCAAGGAUGAGCUCAACCAGCGUUUGCUGAGCCUGAGCAAGUUCCUGUGCGCUGCCGCUAAUAUGAGGCGCUCCGGCGAUGAGACUUCUAGUGAGAGUCGUGCGUUUGAGGGUGUCCUCUACCAGGUCUACGGGGGUUCUCUUGAAGCAGUUGCAUCGAUACUGAAGCUCGUCGACGGUGUGGAGGAGAAGAUCGUCAGCGUAGAGGGCGAAACACUGGACGUCACAUACGCCAAAGUCAAGCAGAUCUCUGGAGAACAGGCUUCUACGUCUGAGGAACCUGUUGCAGAAGCCGCUCCUAUGUCCGACCCUACCACCGCCAACGCCGCGUACACGGAGCUCCAGGAUCCCUCUUACGCUGCCGAAGCUGCUGCUGCUACGGAGCAUGCAGCCGCUGCAACCCAACCUGAGCAACUCGUCCCACCCCCUCAGACACUCGUCCCCGACGCUGCGAAUGCAGUUGCUGAAGCAAGCUGGGAGUCUAACCCUGCGGACUCUCUUGCAUCCUCGCACACCGAGAGCUGGGUUGAGGUUCCUCGUGACCCUGCCGAGACCGAGACCGGCCUUCAGGCUACCCCUGCAAACGUCGACCCUGACGUGAAAAUUGACGCUGGUGAGCGCAAGACCCCACGCGGUGAUGGAUUUGAACAAGUUGUGCACCACCAGAGACAGCCCAGCUUCCGCGGCCGUGGCCGCGGUCGUGGUCGCGGCGGUGACGGAUUCCGUGGCCGUGGCCGUGGUGACUUCCGGGGACGUGGACGAGGUCGUGGUGGCCGUGGUCGCGGUGGACCCAACGGAGGUCCAGCUGCCGCUGGCCCUGCCCCUGCUGCAGCCCAAUAAGCAAGCCAUCUAUGAGAAAGCUUGAUCAGCCAUCCAGUUCAACAGCUCCCGAGAAACAAGCGCUCUAGUUUGCUGCUACUCUUCUAUCUAUUCUUGCUUUUGUCACGGCCGUCCUUCCUCUUCUUUUGACCCGUCGACUAUGUCGUCCGUGUUUUUUUUUUUUUUUUUUUUUUAUCUCUUAAUAAUCAGCAAUUUAUGGGCUCUGGUGGUGUUAUGGUAUGGUUCACGAAAGCAACGAAUAUCCGAUAAUUACAACCAGGCUUUGUAGGAGCAGACACAGCCCUAGGUUGGAUCACACCCUCCGGGGCCAGAUAUGUCUGUUCCACCUAUUUCCCUUUUGGAUUUUCAUGGGUGACUGCACAAAAGUUCUGUUGUUACAUUACAUUACACCUGGGGCAUACUAGGUUCUGUCUUGCAGUUGAGCGUGCAUUGCUUUCUUUCUUUCUCUUUCUCUUUCCUUUUUUUUUUUUCUUUUCUCCCACU